This is a messenger RNA of Lycium ferocissimum, 2506 nucleotides long. Its product is annotated as zinc finger CCCH domain-containing protein 56-like. Lineage: Eukaryota; Viridiplantae; Streptophyta; Magnoliopsida; Solanales; Solanaceae. Gene Ontology annotation, molecular function: mRNA binding; metal ion binding. The record is from RefSeq and is a predicted model, not a curated record. The transcript has 2 exons. Bases 1026 to 2066 code for a protein of 346 amino acids.
UAAAUUUUUUUUUUUUUUUUAAUGAUAAGACAUGUGGGUUACAGUUAAUAAUAUUUUUAAUUUCCUUCGUUAAACAUAUGAGUUGAAAAGGAUAUCAAUGAGUAAUUAUUUUAUGAUACACGUGAAAUGAAUUGAACAGACCCAAAUGUAUUAGACUGGAUCUUUUUCCAAUCUUUUCACAGUGGAGAUUAAGGAGUUACUAAAUAUCUGUCAGUCAAUAACCACUCAACUGCCAAAUUCUAUCUCAAGUUCAUCUAAUUUGAGAUUUUGUUUCCUGAUCUCAAGUUACUUCAACUAUUUUUUUUCCUUUUUUCGCGUACGUAAUUUUUCUUUUGGAUUGUACAAUCUUAAUUUCCUCAAUUUUCUUGUCUUUCCUUGUUCUGGAUUUGCUUUCUUAAUUUGGGUUUUCUGGUUAGGGUUUUUGUAUUGAUAAUUGUCUUUGAGCACUAGCUGGUUGAGAUUGCUGUUGUUUUGCCCUUUUCCUUUGAAUGAUUGAAUUAGGGCAUGAUCGCUUGUUGAAAAGUCGAAUUCCACUGAAGAUGUUCUUUCAUUUCAGGGUGUAGAGCCAAUUAAGUAAAAAGAUUAAAAAAAUUAUAUGAUAAACUAAAAAGAUGAAAUUUUUAACGUUCUCCCAAUUGUUUUCAAGCAAAAAAGUUCCUAAUUUUAAGUGGUUAUUCUUGUCUUGAUCUCUGAGACCUUAGUCCUGUUUUCUCUUCUUCUGGGUAAUUUAUUAGGAGAGGUCUAGAGCCAAUUAAGUUUAAAGAUCAAAUUUUUAACUAUAUCCCUCUUGUUUUCAAGCAAAGAAAUUCCUAGUUUUAAGUAAGUUAUUCUUGUCUUGAUCUCUUAGUCCUUUUUUUCUUUUUUCCUUUUUCUUUUUUCUUCUUUUGGGUAAUUUUAUUCAGAAAAUUGUAGCUGGAGGAGUUAAAUCUUGAUCAUCGUGAUCUGGGCUUGCUUGUUUUUGUAUCUCAAAUCACUCCAUCACAUAUCUGUUUUGGUGGUUUUGAUCAUCUUUUGCCUGGUUCUUCAUGGAUUUCAUGGGAGAAGCCAGUUUCCCGGAUACCAAUUCUAAUGGUAGUGGCUUCGACAAUUGGGGUCCUGGUUUUUCUGAUCAGGCAGUUUGGGCUACUGAGGAUGAUUAUAGAGCCUGGAACACUGGUCCCUCCUCCGAAACCCCUUCCAAUUCCAACCGAUCCGGGAGUGAGCCUCCCCACAAGAAAUUACGGAACUCGCAGGGUGGAGAUUCGGUUUCUAAUCGUUCCAAAGUAAUUGGAAAGAUGUUCUUUAAAACUAAAUUAUGUUGCAAGUUCCGCGCUGGGGUGUGUCCGUAUAUUACUAAUUGUAACUUUGCUCAUGGUAUAGAGGAGCUGCGAAAGCCGCCUCCUGAUUGGCAAGAGAUAGUGGCUGCACAUGACAGUGAGCGUGGUGGAGGAGGAGGAGUGAUGGUGGAACCACCAAGAGAAGAACACCAGAUACCAAUUGCGAGUUCUCCUGAACUGCGUGCAGAGUCGUCCCAAAGGUCCUAUAAAGGGAGGCAUUGCAAGAAGUUCUAUACUGAAGAAGGAUGCCCUUAUGGAGAUACUUGUACUUUCCUUCACGAUGAACAAUCUCGAACUAGAGAGAGUGUUGCAAUAAGUGUGACUCCCACUGUUGGUGGAUUCGGUAACAAUGCUGCUGGAGGAAACUUGAAGCCUUCAAACUGGAAAACAAGAAUUUGUAAUAAGUGGGAGACUACCGGUUAUUGCCCUUUUGGCAGCAAGUGUCAUUUUGCACAUGGAGCCGCAGAAUUGCACAAAUAUGGUGGUGGACUUGUGGAGAUGGACAGCACAGAUUCUCUGUCUACUCCUCCAGACUUAAAGCAGGGAGGUGUUCCUUUCAAAGCAACAGAAAAUACGGCACCCUUGACCACUUCAGCACCUCAUGCAGAUGUUUACCAUUUGGGGCCGGGCGUUCAAGUGCAAAGGCCCUCAGGCAUAGUCCAGAGGACUGGUCAAAGGGUCAUUCAGAAAUGGAAAGGGCCAGAAAAAAUUAGUAAGAUAUACGGCGACUGGAUUGAUGACAUCGAAUGAAGAAGUCGUGUUUGCUAACAACUUAUCCGUUUAUGAAGAUAAUCUUGUUAUCUAGGCAGGUAUAGGCAUGUUUUCGACAAAUAGGCAUCCGAAGGAAUUUGAGUUCUUUUGUAUUGCUUUGAACUGUAACAGGGGCACGCCUAAUGUUUUACAGUUUUAGAGCUACAAAUAAAGUAGCUGCUUGUCAGCAUGUGUUGCUCUAUGAUAUAUUCUACUAUAUCCUUGUUUGGAAGAAGAGGAGCGAAAUCUGUUGUAGUCCAGCCUCUUGAAUUUAAUUGUGUGAUUUGCAUUGCUUAAGAUGAGAUGAGGCAAAUCUUUUGGAGCUCGUCUUGUUGUAAACAAAUACCUGGGACUGAGGCAUCGUAAUUAACAGAAGAGUUUACAAUUGAUUUUUGUAAUUAAAUCUGGAUUCUCCAAAAUCUUUUCGUAGGUUUCAAUCA